This is a messenger RNA of Schistosoma mattheei, 4952 nucleotides long. The record is from the annotation of a GenBank genome assembly. Lineage: Eukaryota; Metazoa; Platyhelminthes; Trematoda; Strigeidida; Schistosomatidae.
AUGCCUACUCCACAUUUAUCAAGAGCAACAUCAGGACCGUCUUCUGGCUAUGCCGUAGGUGAUGAGAUUUGUGAUACUUCAUGUCCAAUUGAUUGGGAUACAAAUGUAGUAAAUUUUAUAUCAACUUGCUUGCAUCCUGGUCUAGUUCGACGAACUUCAUCUAGUGCAACGUAUGGCUUUGAUAAGCCAAAUCAUUUUAGACGUCAGCAUCGCCGAAAUCUAUCUACAGCUACAACAGUUGGAUUCGGUCGUUAUCCUGAUAAUCAAAUUACAAGUGGUCGAGUUCCAUAUGCUAAUGUUUUCAAUCAUCCAAAUGAUUAUCAAGCCCCUCCACCAUAUUAUUCGAAACGUAUUUUAGGUCAUGCUCGCAAUAUCAGCGAUCCUACAUCUGGUUGGGAUUUCCGUAUUGUCACAAAACCUCUUAUUCUUGACCAGUUAACUGAAAGACCAUCUUAUAAUUGGGAUGGUUCUGCCGAACAAAAUCUUGUGGUGUCAGGUGAAUAUAAGAUUCCGGAUACUUCAUUCAUUCCUGAAAAUAAACCCGAAGCUCAUCCUUGUCUAACACCUCCACGUUCAUCUAAUGAUAUUACAUUAGAAAAUUCGUUUAUAUGUACGCGUGAUGCAGAAACUCAUGAGACAACUACAACUGCAAAAGAUGAUGAUACUUCUUGUUUAUGCCCUUGUCUACAAACCUGUGCUAAUCCACGUGUUGUAUUAAUCGGAUUAUGUUUAACCAUGUUUAUGCAAACUAUGGUUGUAUCUGGUCUGAUGAGUAGUAUGUUUACUACAUUGGAAAGAAGAUUUAAUUUAACUAGUCGACAAAUUGGCUCUAUGAUAAGUUGUUAUGAAGUAGCCGGUGUCAUAACCACAGUGAUUGUUAGCUUUAUUAGCGGUCAGAAACAUAAUCGAUUACGUGUUAUUGGUUUGGCGACAUUGAUCCUGGCUCUUGGAUUUGGAUUAUUUGCAUUGCCUCACUUUUUAGCUGGUCCCUACAGACCGAACUUACCAACUACUCCUGAUGGUAAUACUGGUACUAGUAUUAGUACUGAAGAUAUCAUCCAUUCCUCUCUGUCGUCUUUUCCUCUUAAUCAAGACUUAGAAAAUGCAAUUCAGUUGGAUGGACCACUAUGUGUCGAUCAAUCGCGCAAUGCCUUUCCUAAGAAUGUUAUUUCCAAUUCACUUAAUAAUCAAACUAGUGUCGGUGACACAAUUAUUCGUGCUGCCCCACUCACUGCUGCUGAUAAUUUUAAUAAUAAUAAUGAUAUUAAUGAAUCAUCAACCGGGAUCGGGGCUAGUCCUUUGUAUGUCUUAGCUCCAACUUACUUAUGGGAUAACUUAACAGAUAGACAAUAUCCAAUAUAUGCAGCUUUAUUCUACAGCGCUGGUGGAUUAGGUCCUGCUUGUGGAUUUCUUGCUGGUGCUGGUUUCUUAAGUAUUUACAUUGAUUCACCAUUUAUGUUGCCUGAAACUGGCUUAGACCGUAAUAGUCCAUUGUGGCUUGGUGCUUGGUGGCUUGGUAUGCUUGUCUGCGCUGCAUUAACUUUCUUUGUAGCAUUACCUGUGAUAUGUUUUCCUAAACAACUUGCAGUUAUUAAAAAAAGUGAUAGCAAUACAAUUCCAAACGAUGAAACCGAAGAUCUGGAUAAAAUCUGUUCCCUACAAUCCAAUCUAAUAAUCAUAAUAUUUCCAAUCUUAAUACAAAUAACAAUAAAUCGCAAUGUUCAGUAUCCAAGUCUAGAAGAAUUUAAACAACAGCAGCGAUUGCCUGAAAUGAAGCGAAAUCAUGUUGAUUCACUUAAGACAUCUCCAUAUUCUCCCACUACCAUUACUCCUAAUUCUCUUUAUGCACAGUCUCCAUCUAUCAAGGAUGCUGUAAUUAGUGGUGAUGGGACAAUUGUUAGCCCUUCAAAUCAACACUUUCGUUCACAUUCAAAUAUUGGCGGUGGUCAUCUCGACUCUCUUGACGGUAAUACUGUCGAAGUUGUUAAUAAUGGUAUUGCUGGUUGUGGAGAUCAAUCUGACAAUUUGGGAAAAUUCAUGAAAACAUCCUUGAAUAAUUCAUUUAGUGAAAACCAAGCUAAUCUUAAGUCAAAAAUAAAAGCUUCAUAUCAUAUCGUACGUCGUGUACUAACUAAUCCUGUCUGGUUAGGUGUAACAUUGAGUACUGUUGUGGAACAAUCGAUUGUUGCUGCGUUUUUAGCAUUUGCUGCAAAAUACAUUCAAAUUUUAUUUCAUAUACCAGCUUAUUUGGCUAGUAUUCAUACUGGUGCUGUGAUAGUUCCAAGUUCAUUAUUAGGCGUUCUGUCUGGUGCUUUACUAAUGCGUCAUUUUCGACCUACAUUACAUCGUACCUUAUCUGGUUUAUGUAUUAUGAUUUCAUUGACUGUUAUAACGAGUAUUAGUCUAAUGUCAAUUGGUUGUCAAUCUAGUCGAGUAGCAGGUAUAACAGCUACAUAUAACGGAGAAAAUUGGCCUUGGAAAAAUGGUCCAGGUUUUUUAAUACCAUCAAAUUUAACAGCACCAUGUAAUCAAUUUUGUUAUUCAUCUAAUAAUCGAAUAAAAAAGUUUGAUAAUCGUCAUUAUACACAUUACGUUGAAUCACAAUGUUCAGUAAAUCAUUAUAAUCCUGUGUGUUGGACCGCUACCUCUUCUUCUUCUUCUACUACUACUAAUAGUGAUAGUAGUAUCAAAAAGAAGACAAAUAAUCAAAUAGCUUGUACUAGUAGUGAUAUUAUUAAUGGUGAUAAUAAUCUUGGUAGUCCAAAUGACAAUAUUGAUGACUGUGAUAGGAAAUCAUUGACAUUUUUCAAUCCUUGUUUUGCUGGAUGCAGAACACGUGUUUUAGAAGCUGGAGUUGUAAAGAAAUAUUCUGAUUGUCAAUGUGUAACCCCAUCUUCACUUAAUCCAUCUGGUUUGAUCUCAUCAAUACCAAUGUCAUUAUCAUCGUCGAUGAGAAUAAAUAAUGAAUUCUUAUUAGCAAAUAAUUCUGGUGAAGUUUAUCCUGGUCGAUGUAAACCUAAGUGUACUUUGUAUGGUUUAUUUCUAGCUAUGUUAUUCUUACAUAUUCUUUGUACUGGUAUGUUACAAAAUCCAAGUAAUGUAAUCACAUUGAGUUGUGUCUCAUCAGAAGAUAGUUCUGUUGCACUUGGAUUACAGAUAUUCUUUGUCAGAACAUUAGCAUAUAUUCCGGCACCGAUGUAUUUCGGCCAACUAUUCGAUUUAGCUUGUCAAUAUCGUUCAAAUCCUGCAGAUCACUAUUCAUCCAGUCCAAUAAAUAAUAAUGAAUCGUUAUUAAUGAAUACAAAUAUAUUAUCAUCAUUAUCAAAUUCAUCCAUAUUCUCAUCGUCUUCGUCUUUCUCACCAUCAUCAUCUCCACUGUCAUCAAUCUACUCGUCGUCUUCUGCAACCACUGCUACUACAAUGUCUUUAGAUCAAAAGUAUUCUACAACAGCUGGUGGAUGUUUAGAAUAUAAUUUAGAAGGUUUACCAUUUAUUUGGCUUGGUACUGUAUGUGUAUUAAAAAUAAUUAGUUUGAUUGGAUCCACAAUUACUUGGUGGUUAGCUAAACGUCAAUUCGAUUUGAUGACAAAACACAAAGAAAAACAACAAACUAUCGAAGGUGAAGAAACAAAGAAGGAAAUGGAACUUGCAUUACAUCAGACAAUUACCUCUAAUCCAACUAACAUUAAUAAUAAUACUAAUAAUAAUAAUAAUAAUAAUAAUAAUAAUAAUAAUAAUAAUAAUAAUGCAUUUGAAUUGAUCGAUUCAACGUCGAAUGGUCAUCAAAUACAAAUUGUAUAAUUAAAUAAUAAUCAUCAUCGUCAUCAAGGUCCAGUAUGAUCUCACAUGUAUGUGUCUUUGUAUGUUUUUUUUUUGUUUUAAAAAAAAGAAAAAAAAAUUUUACUCAACCUUUUACUUGCUUGUGGUUUGUCUCUUUUCCGGGUUUCAUUUACUUCACUUUUCUCCCUACAUUAUGUCAUGGUAUAUGAAUGUAGUGGGAUUUCUUAAGAGAACUAAUAAAGAUUUUCACUAACUUUGAAGAAGAAGAAAAAAGAACAUACAAACUUUUCUCUCCAUGUACAUAAUUCACUUGUAAAACUUCUUGGAUUUCCUCUCUCUCUCUCUUUUGAAUCGUGGAACAAUGGUGGCUCACUGGUUAUUUUUAAUACAUUCAACUUUCAUUCACUAAGUCACACCUCCAUACUACUUAAUUUCAUCUAAACAACUGAGGAGUAGUAGUAGUAGUGUUAUUAACCUUCUUUUCCUAGUUACCUUAUAACUUAUUAUAAUCUCAUGUAAAGUAUAUUAUGAAUGAAUUUGAAACUUUGAAUUUUCAUAUUUAUAGAAUAAGCACUAAAACAUUGAUUAUGUUUGUUUAUCAUCUAUACUAUCUCUUGUGUUAUCUAGAUUUGAUUCAUUAAAAAAAGGAAAGUCUUAUCAUUUGUUAUUGUAUAAUAGUUCCUCAGUUAUUUUCUUUGUCUUCUUUACAAUCACCAUUAUGAAUUGUGGUUGUUAAGAUGAGGUAGGUAGGUGGGUGGGUGGUUGCUUGGUUAUUUACUGAUGUAUUUUUUUGUCACUUUAAAUGUUGUCAUUACUGCAUUUUUCUUUUCGUUUAAUGUUCACUAUGUAGUUAGUUCUACAAAGUGAAUUCAUCCACUUUACUCGAUAACAUUGAAUUAUCUUGUGUAGUUUCUUUUCAUUUAAAUGUACUACAUGUUGCUAUGACCUUUUAAAGUGUGUAUACAUGUGUGCUCAUUGAAAUUUCUAAUAGCCGGUGAUAAUAAUUGUUGUCUACAAUAUUAGGCAUAUUUCCUUUUUGUAUUAUGUGUGUGUUUUCUCAUAUUUCUAUAUGAAUUUCUUCUUGUAUAGUCUCUCUGUAUGCUUAUUUGCGAAGCGAAUACAUGUGUUCUUUCUUAACAAUAAUAAUGAUUAUAGAUUACUCACAUCAUUUA